AUGUCUCCGCAUAGAUCUACAGGCUGGUGUCGCACGACAUCCAGCAUGAGUACUGUAGCCAUCCUGUUGGCUAGUUCUUGUCUGAGCGCUGCAGCCAGCAAUUCCUUGGUUGCGCGCGUUCUCGAACCCCUUCCGCUAGGAUCGAUUUCACCCGAGGGCUGGUUGCAAGAUCAGCUCCAAUUGAUGAGCGAUGGACUUGCUGGUCAUGAACAUGACUUUUACAACUACGUCUCGGACAGCUCAUGGUUAGGAGGGUCGUCGGAGUACAGCAACCUGAACGAAGGACUGCCGUAUUGGUUCAAUGGCCUGGUGCCAUUGGCAUACGGCUUGAACGACCAAGGUCUGAAGAACCAGGUUUCCAAGACGGUCAACUAUGUCCUUUCGCACCAACAGUCGGACGGCUGGAUAGGUCCGGAAACAGACAAUAGCACUCGCAAUUUCUGGGGCCGAUACCCUUUCUUUCUGGGACUCGCUCAAUUGGCCGAAGCAGAAAACGGAACCGACACGUCCACGCAGAUUCUAGACAGCAUGCACAAAUUCAUCACAUUGAUGCAUUCUAUGCUCGAGGACAACUACCUUGGGUAUGUCGCUCAAAAAGGACAGACCGUCGAUGAUCAAUGGGGACGCUCUCGCGCGGCUGACAUGAUACUUGGCUUGCAAUGGCUCUAUGAGCACGAUCCCCGGGGUGACGCCCAGAUAAUUUUCGAUUGCAUGGACUUGCUAUAUGAGAAAGCGAAUAAUUGGUCUUCUUGGUAUACAGAUGGCGAAUAUAUCAAGCAAGAUCUGGACACAGUACCAGUUAACAUCACCCAAUAUUACUUUCCUUUCGAGCACGGAGUCAACGUCGGCCAAGGCCUGAAAUUUGGUGCUGUUAUCCGACGGUUCACUGGCAUUGACAGUUUUGCGGAUAGCGCUCGCACCGCAGUUGACUGGACCUUCCAAUACCAUGGCCAGCCGUCAGGAGUCGUCAUUGCAGAUGAAAGACUCUCCGGUCUCAGCCCGGUCCGCGGCGUGGAAUUGUGCUCCGUCGUCGAGACUAUUUAUUCUUUGAGUUAUCUUUACCAAGCCCUGGGCGAUGUCGACUUUGCAGACCGUGCGGAACUAGCAGCUUACAAUGCGCUCCCAGUGAUGCUGACACCAGAUUGGUGGGCUCAUCAAUACGUAGCCCAAACAAAUCAACCAAUAUCGCAUACUUUGAGUGAAGAUCCAUUUUGGAACGUGGAUCUCGAGGGUCAGCAUUUCGGACUCGCGCCGAACUAUCCCUGUUGCACUGUCAACCACCCACAAGGUUAUCCUAAGUUCGUCUCCAACUCAUUUGUUCGCUCAGGUGAUAAUGGAAUCGCACAUGCGCUGUUGGGACCGACGUCCGUGAAAACAACCACGAAUUCCGGAGUUUCUGUCAGCAUCUCUGUCGACACCCUCUAUCCAUUCGCCUACGAACUGACAUACACCGUAGAAGCGGACAAUGACUUCGACUUCUAUGUCCGUGUGCCUAGCUGGACUUCUGCAAGCAGUUUUGUCGCAAUAAAUUUUGGACCGCAUACUAAAGUCCAGGCGGAUUCGGCUUCUGGUCUUCAUCACCUUGCGCUCAGUAAAGGCAAGACCACCAUUCUCUACAGUUUGGCGACGGAUAUUCGCGUGAGUGAUCGGGCCAACGAUACCGUGUCAAUCUACCAUGGCACGCUCCUCUAUGCCAUCGCGCCGGGAGAGAAUUAUACCUCAUAUAGCUCCAACUAUACUGGAGCGCCCUCCGGUGUGGAAGAGUACGACAUCUACCCGACCUCGCCAUGGGCACUUGCAAUUGAUCCGUCAACGCUUACAUACAAUGGGGCAUCUCCCACUAGUUCUCUCUCGAAGACAAUUUGGUCGCUAAACGCGCCGCCAGUGUCUAUUACGGCCACUGCGUGCGAGAUUGAAUGGGACCUUGUGGGCGGAUACGCGCCGAAUCCACCCUUGAAGGCCGAUAGAAAGUGUAAAGGCAAUCCAUUAUCGAUCAAAUUAGUGCCGUAUGGAAGCGCCAAGUUGCACAUCGCUGAGAUUCCGACUAUGAGUCUGACAUGA
Messenger RNA from Talaromyces proteolyticus, 2061 nucleotides. RefSeq lists its product as uncharacterized. The record is from RefSeq and is a predicted model, not a curated record. Gene Ontology annotation, biological process: carbohydrate metabolic process. Bases 1 to 2061 code for a protein of 686 amino acids. Lineage: Eukaryota; Fungi; Ascomycota; Eurotiomycetes; Eurotiales; Trichocomaceae. The transcript is spliced from 2 exons.